This is a messenger RNA of Raphanus sativus (radish), 753 nucleotides long. RefSeq names its product FCS-Like Zinc finger 1-like. The record is from RefSeq and is a predicted model, not a curated record. The transcript has 2 exons. NCBI's taxonomy places the organism in Eukaryota, Viridiplantae, Streptophyta, Magnoliopsida, Brassicales, Brassicaceae. Gene Ontology annotation, molecular function: zinc ion binding. Gene Ontology annotation, biological process: regulation of DNA-templated transcription. Bases 72 to 599 code for a protein of 175 amino acids.
CACUUUCCUCAUAAAUCCUCAACCAACCCACCCACAAAGCCUCUCUCUCUCUCUCUGUAUAAACCAGAAACAUGGAUGCUUCAUCGAGAAAACCUUAUUUCAUCGAAGAAGAGGACGAUGAUAUGGCUUCUUCGUUAUCAGAGAUGGAAGCUGGGUUUUCUGGUAGUAACUCACUAAACGGUGUCGUUUCACGUCCUCUUUCUUACACUAGUCUCAGGAACACGAACUAUUGUCACAAUACCUACACUCACGGUUAUUAUUACCAUCAAUACUCUGUUUCGUCUCCGAGAUCUGUCGUUUCCCGAAGAUUCCAUGACUUCAGAUUAGAUAAUCAACAGCCUCAUUACUUGGAUUCGUGUUUCCUCUGCAAGAAACCACUUCAUAACAGAGAUAUCUACAUGUACAGAGGAGACACACCGUUUUGUAGUGAAGAGUGUAGACAAGAACAGAUAGAGAGAGAUGAAGCAGAAGAGAAGAGAAAGAAUCUGUCUUAUUCGGUGAAAUCAGCAAUGAGGAGAAAAGAACAACGAAGCUCCUCUUCUUCUCCGACCAGAUCUGGUGGUUAUGCUUUUCACAACGGACCUGUUGCUGCUGCUUGAAGUUCCGAAUCUGAUGAUGAGUUUGAAAACUAUAAUAAUAAGAACAAUAAUAAUUAGGUUUAAAAAAGGAAGAAGAAAAAACAAGACUUUGUCUCUGAACGUUUGGAAGUCUGUUUUGAUCUUUUUUUUAAUCUAAAAGAUCAGUUUACUUUCU